AUCACGGAAAUCAAACGAAUGUUUGAUAACAAAGGCGAUAAACUACUGCUGGAGAUUGAGGAGGAUGAGGCUGAUCCCGCGGAGCAGCAUCCCCGCUGCGAGCACGGACCCACGGUGCUGUUCUACCGGCAAUCACAGCUCCCCGAGCAGGGAUUUUACGCCUGCUCAGCCCACCGGGACUCAAAACUUUGCAGUUUUCACCUGCCGGCGGAUCAGUGGAAGGGUUACACCUGUAGGACAUCACUUCCCGUAAGGAACUAUCCUUCGUCAUCCAGUAAGUCAAGGAAUCCCUCCGAUCCUGAUCCCACACUAAGCCUAACAGCGCUUUCCGAGGACAAAGCCAAUGCUCAAUACUUCUUUGACGAAGCUGCUCUGAACUUCUUGGCAAAUCAGUGUAGAAAUAUAGCUAGCAAGGUUGUCUGCAUGGGCGCCCCUCGUUUACAUUUCCACCUGCGCCACAAGCUGAAGAGCUUUCUACUGGAUCUGGAUGAGAGAUUCGCUGAGUAUCUGGGACCUGAAGAGUUCUGUCUCUACAACAUGUGCAAUAACCACUUUUUCUACAGCCGCAAGCCCUUUGAACAUUUCCUGGGGGACACCAGUCCAGAACAACUAGUCAUAGUGACGGAUCCCCCGUUUGGCUGUCGAACUGAACUGAUAUCCCACACGCUGCGCAGCCUCAGGAAACUCUACAACAGAAUCAACCAGUUGCCUUCCACACCGCUGUCCAUAUUCUGGAUAUAUCCCUACUAUUCGGCCAAUCACAUAAGGCAGGAAAUGCCCGAGAUGGAAAUGAGCGACUACCGGAUAAACUACAGCAAUCACCUGAGAUACACAAACGUGGGAAAGCAGAGUCGGUUUUGCGGAUCACCUGUACGCUUGUUCACCAAUGUACCACUAAAAUUGCUACAGCUACCUGUGGAAGAGGGCUACAAGUACUGCCAAAAGUGUGACUGCUACACGGCCACCGGAAACCUUCACUGCAAUAGCUGUGGGACAUGUCCCUCGGUGAAUGGUCAAACUUACAGGCACUGUGUGUCCUGCGAUGUCUGCGUGAAACCCAACUACGUGCACUGCAAAAACUGCAGGAGGUGCACCCAAAAGGAGGGUCACAACUGCGUCUUCUACCAGACCAAACAGUACUGCAGGCUGUGCGCCCAAAAAGGCCACAUCGAAAACAAGUGUCCCAACUUUCGUAAGGGAAAGUUCAAACACACCAAAGGCUGUCUUCUGUGCGGCAAAAGCAACCAUAGGGAACGGAGAUGCACUCAGCGAUCAAAGUACUUCAGGGAACUUUGUUUUUUAAACGAAACUACCACUCAAUGUCUUUGAGGUUCUGCUUAACUAUUGUUAAGGUGAUAAUUGUUGGGUUGAAAACUGUAAAAUGCAAGGCCACCCAUUAACAGCAGGCCAAUGUUUGUUUAAUACAAAAUUUAUUUGUUCUUAA
Drosophila biarmipes is the source of this 1444-nucleotide messenger RNA. Its product is annotated as rRNA N6-adenosine-methyltransferase ZCCHC4. The record is from RefSeq and is a predicted model, not a curated record. Gene Ontology annotation, biological process: rRNA methylation. Gene Ontology annotation, molecular function: zinc ion binding; nucleic acid binding; rRNA (adenine-N6-)-methyltransferase activity. Lineage: Eukaryota; Metazoa; Arthropoda; Insecta; Diptera; Drosophilidae. The coding region runs from base 19 to 1329 and encodes 436 amino acids. The transcript has 4 exons. Gene Ontology annotation, cellular component: nucleolus; cytoplasm.